AUGUCUCAAGGUUCCGAACGCUCACUCACCACCACCACCAUCUCCUCCCCAAACACCACCCCCAAUUCCCUUCCUAGUGCACACCAUUUUGUGUCACUGAAACUCACCCAUUGGAACUAUCUGUAUUGGAGAACGCAAAUUAUACCAUUUUUACGUGGACAGCGACUUCUCGGCUUCAUCGACGGCUCGCGGCCAUGCCCUGCUUCGUUCAUCGAACUCCCUGCCGAUAAGCAGUCUGACGCCGCUGCCUCCGCCACACUGAAUUCGGCGUACGAAGCAUGGAUUGAGCAGGAUAUUUCCAUCCUAUCCUUGCUCAUCUCGUCGAUCUCGGAGGAGGUGAUGUACCUCACGCUUGGACAGACGACUUCCCGUGCGGUGUGGCUUGCGGCAGAGACAGCGCUCGGUUCUUCUUCGCAGGUUUGCUGCCUCAAUCUCAUGGGGAAGUUCCAAUCACUUCGACAGGGGGAUAGCUCGACACCGGAGUAUCUCGGGCGUGCACAGCAUUUGGUUGAGGACCUAGCGCUCGCCGGGCGGCCGAUGACGUUGUCAGAGCAGAACUUAUAUGUUUUCCGGGGGCUGCGGCCGGAGUUCCGGUCUAUGGCAGCCUCCCUGGCGGUCACUGGUACGCCGGUGACGAUCCCGCAGCCGGCGGAUUAUUUACAGGCACAAAAAUUCAUCAAUGCGGAUGAUUUUCCGGUCUAUCAACCAGCAACGGCGAGCGGUGUUCCCUCGGCGUUGUAUGCCGGCCGAGGUGGACGGCAACAAGGCAGUGGCGGCCGUGGUUAG
Molecule: messenger RNA, 786 nt
Organism: Ipomoea nil (Japanese morning glory)
Lineage: Eukaryota; Viridiplantae; Streptophyta; Magnoliopsida; Solanales; Convolvulaceae
Exons: 1
Coding region: 1-786 (261 amino acids)
Source: RefSeq, a predicted model, not a curated record